UUGGCGGCCCGUGAACUCUUCUCAAUACUCUGAUUACUUACAGUGAAGCUUUGGGAAUUUGGAAAAGAGAAAGGAAUCGACUAUGAGAACUCUUGCAAAAUUUAUUUGUCGUUCUCUUUGUAUCUUGCCCAGGCACUUCCAAUCAACUCCGCCAUUCCCACACCCAAUAUUCCACCCUCGAAUUCCAUUUUUCCUACGUUUUUACUCUGCCGAAGUGCAACCUCAACUAUCUACGGAGCUCUUGGGCAUAAUGGAACAGAGACUGUCUGCUAUUGAGUACAGGUCUGCCACUCUCAACAAUCUUCUCAAUCAGCCCGAAAUACCACCAUCAGAAUACGCAAGAGCAAAUAAGGAGCUUCGUAAGCUGAGCAGUUCGUUACAUCUUAUUAACGAGUUGAGGGCUAAACAGAAGGAAAUUGAUGGCUUGAAGUCACUGGUGGCUGAAUGUUCCGAUGACAAAGACAUGCUUAACAUGGCGAUAGAGGAAAUGGGACAGGCCAUAGAGGAAGAACGAAGACUGCAACAUUUGCUGUUGAAGUCCUUACUUCCUAAGGAUGAUGCUGAUGAAAGGGACUGCAUUUUGGAGGUCAGAGCAGGCACUGGUGGGGAGGAGGCUUCUUUGUUUGCAAUGGACAUUUUCAAAAUGUAUGAAAAGUAUGCUCACAAGAAUGGCUGGAAAUUUGUAGUAGUAGAUAUUGCUCAAUCAGAUUUUAAAGGAUACAAGGAAGCUAGUGCAGCAAUUGCAGGAGAUGGUGCUUUUGGGAAACUAAAAUUUGAAAGUGGAAUACAUAGAGUACAGAGAGUUCCUGUGACAGAAAAAUUAGGACGAGUUCAUACCAGUGCUGUUUCUGUCGCAAUCCUCCCUCAGGCUGACGAGGUUGAUGUUCAAUUGAAGAAUGAAGACUUAAAAAUUGAUACCUACAGAUCUGGUGGUUCGGGUGGUCAGCAUGCAAAUACAACAAACAGUGCUGUUAGAAUAACUCACAUUCCGACUGGGAUUACAGUUGCUAUACAAGAUGAGCGCUCUCAACAUCAAAACAAGGCCAAAGCACUUAAAGUACUGUGUGCAAAGCUAUUUGAAAUGGAAAGGGUCCGAGCUCAUAGUACACGAUCAAAACUUCGGUCAGAACAGAUUGGCAGCGGUGAUAGAUCUGAACGCAUCCGGACAUACAACUUUCCUCAAGGUCGUGUCACUGAUCAUAGAGUUGGUAUAACUUAUCACUCAAUAGAUGAUGUGAUGCAAGGUGAGAAUCUUGAGGUAUUUAUUGAUGCUCUUUUAUUGCAAGAAGAAAUGGAUGCAAUUGCAACUUUUAGUUCUUCUCAGUAACACCGACUGAUGGAACCAAGCGUUACUGAUUAGUGACUAUUAGUUCGGGGACUCAUUUUUGUACUUCCCAUGCUGAAAAAGAAAGGUUCUUGUAUUUUGAAUAAGAUAUGCUAGAUUUAGAGAGAAAAAAAAGUUGAAAUUCUGAUAGCAUAGUAUCAAAUGAUGUGUGUAUGAUUAUUUGAUAAUAUAAUUACACGAUAUAUUUGUUCA
This is a messenger RNA of Arachis duranensis, 1537 nucleotides long. Its product is annotated as peptide chain release factor 1, mitochondrial. The coding region runs from base 83 to 1327 and encodes 414 amino acids. Gene Ontology annotation, molecular function: translation release factor activity, codon specific. The record is from RefSeq and is a predicted model, not a curated record. Gene Ontology annotation, biological process: translational termination. The transcript is spliced from 10 exons. NCBI's taxonomy places the organism in Eukaryota, Viridiplantae, Streptophyta, Magnoliopsida, Fabales, Fabaceae.